Dichotomopilus funicola is the source of this 882-nucleotide messenger RNA. RefSeq lists its product as uncharacterized. The transcript has 3 exons. NCBI's taxonomy places the organism in Eukaryota, Fungi, Ascomycota, Sordariomycetes, Sordariales, Chaetomiaceae. The record is from RefSeq and is a predicted model, not a curated record. The coding region runs from base 1 to 882 and encodes 293 amino acids.
AUGGAGAGUUACACCUCCCACGCCCGCUCGGUCGCUCAAACAUCCUCAGACGGCCGAUUAUCCCUCCCACCCAGUCGCAGUCCUUCCCCUUCACCUCCUCAAUCUCCCAUCCUGCGCAGCCAUCGCCCGCGGCCCAUCUCCGCCAUCAGCCUCCCCGAUCACCAUCAUCAUGCCGCACUCAGGAGGCCACCAAUCGUGUCUGAAGGCCGAUGGAGCUACGACCGGGAACGAAUGCCAGCGUCCCCGGUUUGGUCUCGCGCGGGGUCGAAACCGGAAACGCCACUGAGUGAACACGACCGCGAAAUCUUCGAGGAAGCAUUCUCGCAGCCCUCACGGCCGCCGAGCAGUAUCUUGGUGGAGUCUCGCGCUUCAAGUCGGCCACCGUCUAUCAUCUUGAAUGGGCCUACCGAGCUGGGCUGGUCUCAUGCUCCUGGAGAUAUCCACCCGUUCAAGUUGAUACCGACCGCAGCGGAGAAGUCAACCCCGUACCCCCAGCCACCCCAGGACGGAAAACACCACCGAACCCGCCCAGCGUAUCACAUCCUCACAGAGGAAGAGAUGGAACUGCUCUCCCACCCACCACCAAUCCACCCGCCCAUGACCAUGACGCCCUCAGCCUCGCCGCCAUCGUCACGACCAAGUACCCCACGCCCAUUAGCCACAAAGCAACAGCACCAGCAACGGUCCACUUCCCCUCAAACCUCACCACGCAACUCUGCUACCUUCAAUGACGAAGACGACGACAGCGGCUGCUUUGGUGGCCGGUGUAGUAUCACCCCAGCCAGGCAGAUCGCAGGCACCUUUGGGGCGUGGUUCAUCGGUAUGGCGAUGCCCAUCACUUUUGGGUUGUUGACGGGCUGUAUUGGGGCUGGUUGUCGGUAA